Molecule: messenger RNA, 4195 nt
Organism: Sceloporus undulatus (fence lizard)
Lineage: Eukaryota; Metazoa; Chordata; Lepidosauria; Squamata; Phrynosomatidae
Gene: TRIM3
Product: tripartite motif containing 3
Exons: 12
Coding region: 513-2762 (749 amino acids)
Biological process (GO): negative regulation of translation; proteasome-mediated ubiquitin-dependent protein catabolic process; protein polyubiquitination
Molecular function (GO): translation repressor activity; ubiquitin protein ligase activity; protein binding
Source: RefSeq, a predicted model, not a curated record
CCUUCCAAGCCCUGCUGCCGCAGCAGCUCCGUCGCGGGCGAAACCAUUGCCAGGCCGGGGGGGGAAGGGGCGGGGAGGGCGGCCUCCCUCUCAGGGCAGCCGGGGAUCGAGCCCAACGGGGGGCUUCGGAGGAAGGGGCCUGGAAGGGGGGCUCUGAGGAAGCCAAGCCCCCGGGGCCACAAUCCGAGGGGCUUCUGGGCCAAGGCCGUGUCCCUCCCCCCCCCCCCUCCGGGGCUCCGCAGUGGUUCCUUCCGGCCCCACAGCAGCCAAAGCGGCGGCAAAGGCGGCGGCAGCAGCAGCAGCAGCAGCAGCGAAGGGGGAGGAUGCGGUGAUCCGGGGCCCAGGCAGCCCCCGCCGCCCGCUGCAGCAGCCUCUCCUCCUCCUCCGGGGACGGGAUGAGGGACCCCCAGGCACCCGCCCGGAUGGGACCCCCGGCCCCGGCCUGAGGCAGAGGGUGCUGUCACCAGCACCGCCGUUCAGGGGGCCAGCACCAGCAUCACCCACCCGGCACCAUGGCAAAGCGGGAGUCCAGUUCCAGCCCGGUGGUGCGGCAGAUCGACAAGCAGUUCCUGGUGUGCAGCAUCUGCCUGGACCGCUACCACAACCCCAAGGUGCUGCCCUGUCUCCACACCUUCUGCGAGAGGUGUCUCCAGAAUUAUAUCCCGCCCCAGAGCCUGACCCUCUCCUGCCCCGUGUGUCGCCAGACCUCCAUCCUCCCAGAGAAGGGUGUGGCUGCUCUCCAGAACAACUUCUUCAUCACCAACCUCAUGGAGGUACUUCAGCGCCAGCCCGACAGUGCCAGCCAUGAGGAUGCUGCUGCUGCCAUGCUGGACUCAGUCAGCGCUGUGCCUGGCAAACCACUCUCCUGCCCCAACCAUGAAGGCAAGAUGAUGGAGUACUACUGUGAGUCCUGCGAGACAGCCAUGUGCCACGAAUGCACAGCCGCUGAGCACCGAGAACACAUGACCGUCCCCUUGCGGGAUGUGGUGGAGCAGCACAAGGCUUCUCUGCGGCAGCAGUUGGACGCCAUCAAGAGCAGGCUGCCCCAACUGACUGCAGCUAUUGGGCUGGUGUCUGAUAUUAGCCAGCAGCUAGUGGAGCGCAAGAAUGAUGCUGUGGCUGAAAUCGGAAGCACCUUUGCUGAGCUGGAGAAGGCUCUCCACCAGAGGAAAGGGCUGCUAGUCCGGGACCUGGAGGCCCUCUGUGGAGCGAAGCAGAAGGUGCUGCAAGCCCAGCUGGACACUUUGCGUCAAGGCCAGGAGAAUAUCCUCAGUAGCUGCAGCUUCACAGAGCAGGCGCUGGACCAUGGCUCGGAGACAGAGGUGCUAUUGGUGAAGAAACAGAUGAGUGAGAGGCUGAGUGAGCUGGCAAGUCGCGAGUUCCCUGAGCAGCCCCACGAGAAUGCCCAGGUGGACUAUGUGGUGGAGACAGAGGGUGUGCGCAAGUCCAUCCUCAACCUGGGUGUGCUGCUUACUACUAGUGCCAUUGCCCACAAGACAGUGGCCACAGGGGAAGGGCUCCGUCAUGCUGUGGUGGGUCAGGCUGCCUCACUCACCAUUACUACCAAGGAUAAGGAUGGUGAGCUGGUGCGCAGCGGAAGCGCCUGCCUUCAGGCAGAGGUGGUGGCACCUGAUGGCUCUGCCAUGGACCACGAAGUGCUAGACAACAAGAAUGGCACAUAUGAACUGCUCUAUACACCGCGACAUGAGGGGGACCACCUCCUCUCCAUCCAACUCUAUGGGCAGCCGAUCCGAGGCAGCCCCUUCCGUGUCAAGGCUGUCAAGGCCUCUGAUGUGCCUCCCUCCCCAGAUGAUGUCAAGCGCCGCGUCAAGUCCCCCAGCAGUGGCCACAUCCGCCAAAAAGCCGUGCGCCGACCCUCCAGCAUGUACAGCAGUGGCAAAAAGAAAGAGAACCCCAUUGAGGAUGAGCUCAUCUUCCGAGUCGGCAGUCGGGGUCGGGAAAAGGGCGAAUUCACUAAUCUGCAGGGCAUUUCCACCUCCAGCAGUGGCCGCAUUGUGGUGGCUGACAGCAAUAACCAGUGCGUACAGAUCUUCUCCAAUGAGGGGCUGUUCCGCCUGCGCUUUGGUGUGCGGGGCCGUUCCCCAGGGCAACUGCAGCGCCCCACCGGGGUCACCGUGGACCUCAAUGGGGACAUUAUCAUUGCAGACUAUGACAAUCGCUGGGUCAGCAUCUUCUCCCCCGAAGGCAAGUUCAAGACCAAGAUUGGGGCCGGCCGCUUGAUGGGCCCGAAGGGUGUGGCUGUGGAUCGCAACGGGCAUAUCAUAGUGGUGGACAACAAAGCUUGCUGUGUCUUCAUCUUCCAAUCCAAUGGGAAGCUUGUGACCAAGUUUGGUAGCCGUGGCACAUCGGAGCGCCAGUUUGCAGGUACCCUUGAUGGACCACAUUUUGUUGCUGUCAACAACAAGAAUGAGAUCGUGGUGACUGACUUCCACAACCAUUCCGUGAAGGUGUACAGUGCUGAUGGAGAAUUCCUCUUCAAGUUUGGAUCCCAUGGUGAGGGUAAUGGGCAGUUCAACGCCCCGACUGGAGUGGCUGUGGACUCCAAUGGAAAUAUCAUUGUGGCAGAUUGGGGCAACAGCCGGAUCCAGGUUUUUGACAGCUCGGGCUCCUUCCUCUCCUAUAUCAACACCACAGCAGAUCCGCUGUAUGGUCCUCAGGGCCUGGCUCUCACCUCUGAUGGACACGUGGUGGUGGCGGACUCCGGCAACCACUGUUUCAAGGCCUACCGAUACCUGCAGUAACCCUGGGGAGGCAGGCUGGGUGGAGGGGGGGCUGGGAUGUUCCCAAAAUUUCCUUCGUCCCACCUGCUGGCCUGGAAGGUGGUGAUGGGCUUGGGGAGGGCUGGCCCUUCAGUGGGAUCUCCUCCCUACACUGGGUUGGGGGCUCUGGCAGCUGUGUGUGAUGGUGCCAAUUGCAACCAAGGCAGCUAUGCGUUCGAGUUCAGGAUGUUUCCUGGAGUGUGUGAAGGAGUGUUGUCCGCUCAGCUUCUCUAAGAAGGCCACCGUAAAUCUCUGGCCUCUUCUGCGGGUGGGGAGCUGACUCUUGCGUGGGCAUUAUAGCAAUUCUUGCUUGUUGCCUGCUUAGAAGCUCUUGCCAUUCCUGCUCAGUCACUGUGGGUGCCUGGAACCCCAGGAACUGGGCACUUGUUUUGUCCUCCUGCCCCUCUGCCCACCAUCUUUCUCAUUCCCUUCCCUGGGUUCUCUCUGCACUUUAUCUCUGUCCAGGGAAAGGGCUGAGGCUAUACCCUUCCUGCUUCACUUUCUGGCUCUAUGAUUCCUGGGUAGCUGGGUGUCAGAAGCACAGGUUUCAGCAGAUGGAUGCUUGGGGAGAGUUGCACUUCAGGGAGCAGGGGGAGCAGAGCUUCCCUUGUUCUGCCAACCAGCUUCACCAGGAGAGGAGAUGCUGCCUUCUACUAGGAGUUGCACAACCAUGUGUGUGUCUGUAUGUGUGUGUGUGUGUGUGUCAAGGAGGGGGAGAGAGUCUGGUUUUGCUGAGAGGUCCAGAGUUUGCUAUGUCUUCGGCCACCUUUUAUCUCACCUUGGCCUGCGUGAAUCCCUUCCAUGGCCUUUGGCGAAAUGUGGGUGGGGUGUGUUUUGUUGCAAUUCCUGUUGGACAGAGCUGCUAUUUUCCACUGGCUCCCCUCUGAAAAGGUGUGUUUGCUCUCUUACUCUGGACUUGUCUCCUACAUCCCCAUCUUGCCUCCCUGACAGCAGGUUCUGGAAAGCUGGGUAUCAGCCAAGACCACAUCAAAUAUGGCUGUGGCUGGCCUCCUAGCAUCCUGUCCUGUGGCAGUGGAGUCCCAAAUACUUUUGAGAAUAUACCGGGCAGCAGUGGGGGGAGAGGGAGCAGCUUGUGCGUGCUUUCCGCCACCCUGGAGAUGCUUCUUUUCUGCAGUCUCCUGUCCCUCCUGCAGGAUCACUUCUGUGGGUCUCUGCCAGCCUGUCUUCCUUCUUGUCACCCCAAUAAGCCAGCCUUCAGCUAGUGGCAAGCAGCAGUUCCAGCCUCAGGCAUCAAAUAGGCCGGGCUGCCAAGAGACUGGUGGCGCCAUUCCCUGGUGACUCCUGCGUCCCCUCUGUUCCCCAGGCCUUCUGCACACACUCCUGUUUGGUUGGGCUGAACUGAGGCAGCCAUGUGCUAACAAACAAAAAUGUAUGUAAAAAAUAAAGUAUUCUGA